AGAGAGGCUUUGCCAACUCCGUCUAAAACCCCUUUAUGAAAAUUUUCAUCUUCCUAAACCCUAAUCCCUAAUUGUUAUUAGUGUUGCUGUUAUUGUUAUCUGUUUUGGUGGAUUAUUAUAAUUCAAAAUAGCAAUGAAGGAGGAAGUAAAAGGAGGAGGAGGAGCCCCAAACAGAGAACUUUAUGCACUGCUGAAUGUAUCACCAGAAGCCUCAGAUGAGGAAAUUAGAAAAGCUUAUCGUCAAUGGGCUCAAGUCUAUCACCCUGAUAAAUAUCAGGCUGCUCAAAUGAAAGAUAUUGCAACAGAGAACUUCCAGCGUAUAUGUGAAGCCUAUGAAAUUUUAUCAGACGAGCACAAGAGGCUGAUAUAUGAUAUAUAUGGCAUGGAAGGACUAACUUCUGGUUUGGAACUUGGUCCAAACCUAAAUAAGGCGCAAGAAAUUAAAGAAGAACUUGAGAGACUGCGGCGUCAGAAAGAACAAGAAAAGGUCUCAUCACAUGUUCGACCUUCUGGUUCAGUUAUGGCAAAUCUGUCUUUGCCACAAUUUUUGGAGGGUGAUGGCAUUAUGAGAGGGAUGGCUAUGGCAAGUGAAGUUCAGUCUCAAUUAUCUGAACGGAGUGGUAUUGCUCUCGCUGGGAACCUGGCAGUUGAUGGGAGUUCUGGUGGUGGCGUUGCCUCUAUUGUCUUUAGACAUCAUAUAUCUCCCGCAUCUUCCGUUGAGUUUAUGGGUUCUGCUGGGUUACGGGCAUUAAUAGGGGUACAAACUUCUCGUCAACUAUCCCAACACUCUUCUGCUACAAUGGGCCUUGCCAUGUCUUUAAAAGAUGGUUCAAUUAAUCUUUCCAACAAUUGGACACGGCAACUCUCAGAGACAACUAAUGGAAAUAUACAACUUGCAUUAGGGACAGACACAUCUAUUGGCGUUGGCUGGCAAAAGAAGGAUCAAAAAAUGUCUGCUGCUGGGGAUAUCAAGAUUGGUCCAGGUGCAGUUGGCUUAACAGCUCAUUAUACACAUCGCUUCUCCUCAAACUCCCAUGGGCGCGUUGGAGGAAGAUUUGGAAGUGGAGCACUUGAACUUGAAGUAGGAGGUGGGAGAAAAAUAUCCAACUUCAGCACUGUUCGCAUGCUGUAUACGAUUGGAAUUCAGGGAAUCUUUUGGAAAUUUGAAUUGCACCGGGGAGGUCAAAAGUUGAUUGUUCCUGUGUUGCUGUCCAGACAGUUGAACCCUAUCUUUGCUAGUGGAGCAUUUAUUAUUCCGACGUCACUUUACUUUCUAGUCAAGACCUACAUUGUGAAACCUUAUAAUCUGAAACGUGAGAAAAAGAAGUCGUUGGAGAAUGCUGAGAAAACUCUAUCCCAGGUUCGUGAGUCAAGGGCCACUGCUGAAAAAGCUCAAAAGUUGUUGCAAAAUGUGGCCAAUAGGAAAAGGAGUAGACAACUCGAAACUGGCGGACUUGUGGUCACAAAAGCAACUUAUGGAAGUCGUAAAGCUCUGAGAAAUAGAAGUGAAUCUGAAGAAGCAAAAGAUGAAGCUACCUCCCAAAUCAUCGAUGUUACUCUACCUCUAAAUUUCCUGGUUAAUGAGUCAGGGCAACUUAAGCUACAUGGGGGUGUAAAAAAAUCCGGAAUUAUGGGCUUUUGUGAUCCUUGUCCAGGAGAACCUAAGCAGUUGUACAUAGAGUACACCUAUGGUGGCAAUAAAUACGAGGUUACUGUUGAUGACUAUGAGGAGCUGGUGAUCCCCAAGGAAGCACACAGAAUAUAAACGUCCAUGAAAUCAGUCAGAUCCUUGGCCCCAUGAUGAAGACUUGUAAAACUUUGGGACCUCUUCACUUUUCCAAGUCUUAAACGGCCCUUUUAAGUCAUAUGAUUCCUUUUAUGGUGCGUUCCUUGGAAAAGAGGAAAAGGGAAGGAUUUUUUCAAGAUAGUUUGUAUCAGAAUUCCCUUGUGCCUCCAUAAGAAUUUGGUGUCGCUAGGAGAACAAGUGAUGGCAUGUCUUGUGGUGCUUCUGGAUAAAUAUCCGAAGCCAUUCUAUCUUCUCUUUUUGCUUUCCCGGUCAUGUUGGGAACUAACUACAGACAGAGGUAAGGUCAUUCAAUCAAGAUUUAGCCCCCCCUCAGUUCAGUUUAGUUGCCAUAUUACACUCAACAGGCAGUUACUGCCUAUGUGGUGGACUAUGGAAACUUUCAUCAAGCAUUUUGAUUCUUGCUUUGCAGCCAGGAAUCAGAUGGGUUCUGGAUGCCAACUCUUAGACUUAGUCUUUUGGCAUCUUGAUUGGCAUUUUGUAGAUACCAUAAGGAUACCAAUUUUGUAAUGUCCAGUAGGAUAAGAGUUUUUGUAUGUAUCAGUUCACGGGAUAUUUACCCGUUGCAGUGAACUUA
Molecule: messenger RNA, 2381 nt
Organism: Coffea eugenioides
Lineage: Eukaryota; Viridiplantae; Streptophyta; Magnoliopsida; Gentianales; Rubiaceae
Product: chaperone protein dnaJ 13
Exons: 13
Coding region: 134-1765 (543 amino acids)
Source: RefSeq, a predicted model, not a curated record